AUGUCUGGACUACAGUAUUACGCAUACCCUGGUGUUGGUGUUAGAAACAAAAAGACAUUCAAAUACAGCCAGGCGGUGCGAGUCGGAGACAACAUUGAAUGCGCCGGACAAGGCGGCUGGAACCCCGAAACAGGCGAAUUCUACAAAGAAAUCGACGCCCAAAUCGACCAGGCCUUUAAAAACGUCGAGCUCACUCUCAAGGAUGCCGGCGGAAAAGGGUGGGAGCAAGUAUAUCGCGUAAAUUCGUAUCAUGUGUCCAUAAAUGACGAGGCGCUGGAUGCGAUGGUUCGAAAUUUCAGGAAAUGGGUUCCUGACCACGAACCUAUCUGGACGUGUGUGGGUGUCACGCGUCUUGGGGAGGAUGAUAUGAGGGUUGAAAUAGAGGUUGUUGCACAUGAUCCUGAGGGCAGGGCUGCUGGUCGUUGA
Talaromyces rugulosus is the source of this 426-nucleotide messenger RNA. RefSeq lists its product as uncharacterized. Gene Ontology annotation, molecular function: deaminase activity. Gene Ontology annotation, cellular component: cytosol. The coding region runs from base 1 to 426 and encodes 141 amino acids. The transcript has 2 exons. NCBI's taxonomy places the organism in Eukaryota, Fungi, Ascomycota, Eurotiomycetes, Eurotiales, Trichocomaceae. The record is from RefSeq and is a predicted model, not a curated record.